Molecule: messenger RNA, 621 nt
Organism: Pipistrellus kuhlii (Kuhl's pipistrelle)
Lineage: Eukaryota; Metazoa; Chordata; Mammalia; Chiroptera; Vespertilionidae
Gene: MRPL55
Product: mitochondrial ribosomal protein L55
Exons: 4
Coding region: 157-540 (127 amino acids)
Biological process (GO): translation
Cellular component (GO): mitochondrial large ribosomal subunit
Molecular function (GO): structural constituent of ribosome
Source: RefSeq, a predicted model, not a curated record
CCGCGCCCCGAGGGCUGUGCGUCAGCGCCGAGCGACGGGGGCUCGCGGUGGUGGCGUGGCUGCUGCGCCGCGGCGGGGCUGGUGUGGGUGCCGCGUUGCGUGAGGGCGGCAGGUCACACACUGGGCCUUCACAUGCCACAGUGACCCUCAGGAGGAAUGACAGUCGUGGGCAGCAUGCUUGGCCUGGUGCGGCAGCAUGUGGUGAUGGGGGCCUCCUGUGUGGGCCGCUGCCUGCACAUAUCUUCGUGUCGAGCUGACAGCAGCAGAGCUUCGCUCACUCGUGUGCACAGACAGGCCUAUGCACGCUUCUACCCCAUGCUCCUGGUCAAGCAGGAUGGCUCCACCAUUCACAUCCGAUACCGGGAGCCCCGGCGAGUUCUGGCGAUGCCUGUGGACCUGGAUGCCCUGUCCCCAGAGGAGAGGCGGGCACGGUUCCGCAAACGUGAGGCCCAGCUCCGAGGGAAGAAGGAGGAGGAGGAGCCAGAGCUCCCUGACAGCUUUGACCUGGAGCAGUACAAGCAGUUUUGGACCAAGAAGUGAUCAUGCCCACAAGCUGCCCUGCCUCAGGAUGCUGUAGAAGGGGAGGGCAUUCAUCUUUAAAUGGAGUGUCAGGAUUUUAAA